Plasmopara halstedii is the source of this 2343-nucleotide messenger RNA. RefSeq lists its product as uncharacterized. Bases 1 to 2343 code for a protein of 780 amino acids. The transcript has 11 exons. The record is from RefSeq and is a predicted model, not a curated record. NCBI's taxonomy places the organism in Eukaryota, Oomycota, Peronosporomycetes, Peronosporales, Peronosporaceae.
AUGCUUGAUAUGAAAGAUGACUGGACGUCAAAACCAUGGGGUGUGACAGAGGAGAUGUGGAGGCGGAAAGCCAAAAGUCUGGAAGAUCAGUACCAGCAACUCUUGUCGGAUCAUCAAGACUUGCGCCUUGAAAAAGCUAAAAUGAUGGGAGAGUUACGAGUUUUGCAGCGCUACAAGGAGACCACAGAAGAUGCCAUGAGCCGCGAAGUCGCAAGUAGAAAAACUGAGUAUAAGAACAAGGUGGCUGCCACUACGAAAUUGGAACAGUGUAUGAAGAAGUACGAGCGUGAAUGCGAAAAAGUCUACACGCUCGAGCGUGAAAAUACUUUUUUGAUGGAGCAGAUUUCUAACGUAAAAGGUGAGACCGAGAAGCGCUUAGACUUAUUGAAAGAAUUGGAGGAUUCUCAAAAGCGUUACGCUCGCUUAAAAGAAAAAUUACGCGAAAUGGAAGUUGUAAGUAUUGAGCAUGAAAACACGAUAUUGGAGCUCAAAGAGAAGAAUCACAAGCUAAAGCGUAAUGCGGCAAGAGCAGAAGAGGAGGCAGCAGAAAAAUCUGAAGAAGUCAAAAAUAUUGCUGUUCGACUGGCGGCUGUGGAGUCUGCGUGGGAAGCUGCUCGUGGCCAAAACAAAACUGCACUUCAUGAGCUUAAAAAAAAAGAAUCGCUUUCGAAAGAGCUUGAAAAUGUCAAAUCUGAGACCAAGCAUGCAAGCCAUCGAAUUCAUGCGCUUGACGUUGAGGUUGAGACGGCACAAAGUAAAUUACGGCAAAAAGAUCGAGCUAUUGAAGAAUUACGUGACAAAAACGCACAUUUGACGAAAGAACUUGCCCGUCUUACUGCUCGAAUGGACGAUCUCUCAGCUACUUUGAAAGCUACUCGCAAACUUAUCGAUGAAAAGGAUGCUGAAAUUGAGCGCAAGACGGAGCAGCUUCGAAGCAAAAAGACAGAAGUCAAGACACUUGAGCGAAUCGAUGACUCAUCAAAAGAUCGUAUUGAAGACCUUGUUUGCCAAGUAAGUGAGCUGCAACAAGAACUUUUUGAUGCCCAGAAAGAGUACCUUCGCAAGGUGAAUAAGGAUGAGCUUAUGCGCGAGAAGCAACUUGCACGCGAUCGUGCUGAGAUCUCCAAGGAGCUCGAAACAACGCACAAACCUCGUCGAUGCAAAAAUUGCAAUGAGACCUACACCAACAAGUCCAACACGUCGCUUUCGUGUUCAUACCACCCGGUGAUGAAUAACCUUGGACAAGAACUUGCACCUGAGCAGCGUAUUGUCGAUGUUUGUAAGGACAAUGAGAAAUUAACCAUCCAGUUGCAGCAAGCAGUAUCAGUGAACGAGGUCGGCACGCCCCAAUUUACAGAAUGGACAAUAAAUGCAUUUUUCCCUUCACAAAAGCGUCUUGAUACGAAAGAUGUUCAAGCUGACAUUGAAGCAAUUCCGCGAACUAUUUUGACACCAAAAGUUCCGAUAUCCGAAACGAAACUUAAAGAAGAUGAGAUCUCGUCUUCUGCGGACGACUUAAAAGAGUAUGUUCAUGCUGAAAUGCUACAUCAAGUAAAAUCAAGACAGUUCUUGUCGGAUAUGGAGAUGGAAGCUGCGUUUUUAUACGAAUGGAACCGCAUCCACUUUGAAGAGAUUGAUCAAGAAUCUUGCGAGCGUGAAAUCGUCCAAAAGUUGUUACUUUCUUGCUUUAAUAAGCUCAAUGCAGCGUAUAUGCAUUACGCUGUCGGUAGCAGUGAAGUCACAUACGGUAUGAAUGGUGCCGAGUUUGCUCAUUUUCUUCACGAAUGCGAGAUUGCAAAAGUGCACGAUGAAAAUGCUCAAAACCAUACGUCAUCAAGGGACUCUUUCUCGAGUCGGACUCUAAUUCUUCCCACUAUUACUCGGCUCACCAGCGGACCAUUUCGAGACCAUUUACAUCAGAAUAGACUGGUAGUAUUUAUUCAAGAAGCCAAGCCGAAGCUUAUUAAGGUAUAUGCCAAAUAUGCGCUUGAAUAUGCUCCGAAGCGAAAGACGAACGAUCAUCAUAAAGUGGGCGAAACUUCACUAGGUCGUCCAAUUUCGUCGACUUGGCCGCUCCUGCUUUCUGUGGUAGGAUUGAAAAGCAUGUUGUACGACUGUGGUAUGUUCUGCUCUGGCACACUUGAGGAACAGACAGCAUUAUUUGAUCGUGCUGUCGACCAAAGCUUUUCUGGCUGUCGUGAAGAGCAAUCGGUGGUCUUUUGUGAAUUUCUCGAGAUUAUUGCUCGCGUUGCCCUGAAUAUGUUGGGGGAUGAAAAUGAUUUGCCACCUCGAGACAUAAUUAAGCUUGCGGUCGAAGCUGUGCGGAGCCUGCCGCUUAAGUAG